AUGAAUAAACUCUUUGACACCAUCCCACCCGAAAUUAGCUACCUCUCCAAACUCAUCUCUCUUGAUCUCUCUCUUAAUCAAUUUUCCGGGAGAAUCCCACCAGAAAUUGGUUUCCUGAAAAAUCUUAAAGUUCUCCUCCUCUUCAGAAAUAACCUUUCUGGCUCUAUUCCUAAGGAGAUAGGAAGCUUAAAAUCAAUUGUGGAUCUAGAGUUGUCAAACAAUCAACUAGAUGGUUCAAUUCCCUCUUCAUUUGGUGAUUUGAGCAGCUUAAAAACCUUGAACCUCAGUUACAACAACCUUUCUGGCUCUAUUGCUAAAGAGAUAGGGAAACUGAAAUCUAUUGUGUGUCUAACCUUGAGGAAUAAUCAACUGAACGGUUCAAUUCCCACAUCUCUUGGUGACUUGAGAAAAUUGAAAAUCUUAUACCUCCGUCAGAAUCAACUUUCCGGCACGAUUCCUGAAGAUAUAGGAAACUUGAAAUCUCUUGUAUAUCUAGGGUUGAGCGUCAAUCAGCUCAACGGUUCAGUUCCCACUUCAUUUGGUAACUUACUCAAAUUAAAAACUUUAAAUCUCCGUCAGAACCAGCUUUCGGGAUUCAUCCCCCAACAAAUGGAGAACCUCACCAAGUUGAUUGAGCUUCAUUUGGAUACCAACCAUUUCUCUGGUUAUUUACCCCAAAAUGUUUGCCAAGGGGGAUCUCUCACAAACUUCAGCAUAAACAAGAACCAUUUCAUAGGUCCGGUUCUUAAGGCUAAAUGA
Molecule: messenger RNA, 759 nt
Organism: Rosa rugosa (rugosa rose)
Lineage: Eukaryota; Viridiplantae; Streptophyta; Magnoliopsida; Rosales; Rosaceae
Product: probable leucine-rich repeat receptor-like protein kinase At1g35710
Exons: 2
Coding region: 1-759 (252 amino acids)
Molecular function (GO): protein binding
Source: RefSeq, a predicted model, not a curated record